Molecule: messenger RNA, 1707 nt
Organism: Blumeria graminis f. sp. triticale
Lineage: Eukaryota; Fungi; Ascomycota; Leotiomycetes; Helotiales; Erysiphaceae
Source: the annotation of a GenBank genome assembly
GCCGGUCCUAGGUCUAGCGCUGCUGGUUCUGGUGGCGGUGGCGGUGGUGGACAGUGGGACACCUACAAAGAACGUCCUGCAUAUGAACGUAAUUCAUACAACAACUCGUCCGGUGGCGGCGGUGGCGGAGGCGGAGGAAGUACAGCCGCCCGUGGUGCUGGUGAUGGACAGUGGCGAGACGGAAAACAUAUCGCUGGACCUGCUAAUUCACGUCUAGAGCGUGAGCUUUUUGGUGUUGCUGACGACCCAACCAAGCAGCAAACUGGUAUCAAUUUUGAGAAGUAUGACGAUAUCCCAGUUGAAGCUUCAGGGACAAACGUUCCAGAACCAGUUCUCAAAUUCAACAACCCUCCACUUGAUGAUCAUUUGUUAAGAAACAUCGAGCUAGCUCACUACAAAGUGCCGACCCCAGUCCAAAAAUAUUCUAUCCCUAUUGUUAUGGGUGGUCGCGAUCUAAUGGCUUGUGCCCAAACCGGUUCUGGAAAGACAGGUGGUUUCCUGUUCCCUAUUUUAUCGCAGGCAUUCAUAAAUGGCCCAUCACCUAGAAAAGCUUAUCCAACUUCUUUGAUUCUUGCACCAACUCGCGAGCUCGUGUCUCAGAUUUACGAAGAAUCACGAAAAUUUGCAUAUCGAUCAUGGGUUAGACCCUGUGUUGUUUACGGAGGGGCUGAUAUCGGAUCUCAGCUUCGCCAGAUUGAACGGGGCUGUGACCUACUAGUUGCUACGCCUGGUCGUCUUGGUGACCUAAUUGACCGCGGUCGUAUUUCAUUGCACAACAUUAAAUACCUUGUAUUAGAUGAAGCUGACCGUAUGUUGGACAUGGGAUUCGAGCCACAGAUAAGACGAAUCGUUGAGCAGGAGGAUAUGCCAGGUGUUCUAGACCGACAAACUCUCAUGUUUUCCGCAACAUUUCCCCGCGACAUUCAAAUGCUCGCUCGAGACUUUUUGAACGACUAUGUAUUCUUGUCAGUUGGACGGGUAGGAUCUACUUCCGAGAACAUCACACAGAAAGUUGAGUAUGUCGAAGACAUGGAUAAGCGAUCUGUUCUUCUUGACAUUCUACACACCCAUGGUGCCGGUCUUUCAUUAAUUUUUGUUGAAACUAAACGAAUGGCAGAUUCUCUAUCGGAUUUCUUAAUUGGUCAAAGCUUUCCAGCUACUUCAAUUCAUGGUGAUCGUACUCAAAGAGAACGUGAAAGAGCAUUGGAAAUGUUUCGCAAUGGACGAUGCCCAAUCUUAGUCGCUACAGCAGUCGCAGCCCGUGGUCUUGAUAUUCCAAAUGUUACACAUGUCGUAAACUACGAUUUACCCACUGAUAUUGAUGAUUACGUACACCGAAUCGGUCGUACUGGUCGUGCAGGAAAUACUGGUAUAUCGACUGCAUUCUUCAACCGUGGGAAUAGAGGUGUCGUUCGUGACUUGAUCGACCUAUUGAAAGAAGCCAACCAGGAAGUACCUUCUUUCCUUGAAAAUAUUGCUCGCGAAGGCUCCGGCUUUGGAGGCGAAUACGGCGGAGGUGGUGGCGGUGGCGGUGGAGGUAGUGGUGGAGGAUACGGGGGUAGCGGAGGUGGAAACUUCAAUGGCCCACCUGCUGCAUUUGGAUCCGGGCCUUCAUACGGAGGUGGUUCCAGUGGAGGUGGCUAUGGUGGUGGCGGUGGCUACGGCAAUCCAUCUGCAGGAGGUGGCGGUGGCCAAUCAUGGUGGUAA